AUGAAGAUCGAAGAAGAAACGACUAGCACUGAAGUGGUGAAGAAGGAACAGUGUGGGUGCUGCGGGAUGUCGGAGGAGUGCACGGUGGGCUACAUCAGGUGGGUGAAGGAGCGGUUUGGUGGGAUAUGGGUGUGCGGCCUCUGCGAGGAAGCCAUCAAAGAUGAGCAAGCAAGGCUAGGCGUGGGCGUGGAGGUUGCUCUGAGGGUCCAUACCAUGUUCAGAGAGACAGCCAAUGCAGACCCAGCCAUUCAAAUCGCACGUUCCAUCCUGCAACUUCUCAAGAGGAUCAUGUCUGCUACUGCUUCUUCUGGUUCUGAUAGUGCUCCUCAGCCAACAACUGUAACACAACCUCCUUCCUUUUAG
Molecule: messenger RNA, 363 nt
Organism: Nelumbo nucifera (sacred lotus)
Lineage: Eukaryota; Viridiplantae; Streptophyta; Magnoliopsida; Proteales; Nelumbonaceae
Source: RefSeq, a predicted model, not a curated record